CUCAAAUACUUUCGCCCUGACGUGUUUGAGUCCGCUAGGUUAAGAUGUGAUGAGAGAAUUAAACAGCGGUGAAGCGCCAGACGGAGACAGCGAAAGCUAAGCUCAUCUCACAAACCGACGGUGGUCAGCGACCACAGCCUCGACCACAGAAACACAGGCUGCUCAUUGCAGUGAGUCAGUAUCAUGGAGGCAGGCAGCGGGGCUGCCGCAGCGGUGGGGAGUGCAGCACUAGGACUGCUGGGAGCCACAGCCACGUCCAGCCAUGACAUCUUGGACAGGGGCCUGAGGACUGGACGUCAUUUGGAGGACGACGAUAUUGUGCCUGAGCUCGCUCACAUCCAUCCCAGAGAGAGACCUGAUUGGGAGGAGACCAUCAGUGCCAUGGCAAGGAGUGCAGAGAUCCCUGAGCUGAGGACGGAGCCCCUCAUGCGCUCCUGCAGCAGCAGCACAGCCAGCAUGAAGGUCAAGAAUGUCAAGAAACUUUGCUUCACCAAGGGCCACUUCCCGAAACUGGCAGAGUGCGCUCACUUCCACUAUGAAAACGUGGACUUUGGCACAAUUCAGUUGACCCUUGGGGAUGAACAGUGUGAAGUGACGCGGAACGGCUGUGAGUCUAAAGAGCUGGUGUACUUGGUUCAUAUUUACUGCCAGGGUCGUAGUUGGAUUGUGAAGCGCAGCUAUGAGGAUUUCCGUGUCCUGGACAAGCACCUGCACCUCUGCAUCUAUGACCGACGCUUCUCCCAGCUGCCUGAGCUGCCUCGAUUGGACAGUCUGACUGAUCAGUCAGAGUCAGUUUCCCAGAUGUUGUUAGCUUACCUCUCCCGGCUUUCAGCCAUCGCUGACAACAAGAUCAACUGUGGGCCUGCCCUCACAUGGAUGGAGGUCGACAAUAAGGGAAAUCAUCUGUUGGUGCAUGAGGAGUCGUCAAUCAAUGUGCCAGCUAUUGCUGCUGCACACGUCAUCAAGCGCUACAUCGCUCAGGCCUCAGACGAGCUGUCGUUUGAGGUUGGCGACAUUGUAUCAGUGAUUGACAUGCCCCCUAAAGAAGACACCACAUGGUGGAGGGGCAAGCAUGGCUUUCAGGUUGGCUUCUUUCCCAGCGAAUGUGUGGAGCUCAUAAAUGAUAAAGUGCCGCAGUCCAUGACCAACACGGUGCCAAAACCAGUGUCUAAGAAGCACGGGAAACUGAUCACCUUCUUGCGCUCCUUCAUGAAGUCCAGGCCCACCAAGCAGAAGCUGAAGCAGAGAGGCAUCCUUCGGGAGAGGGUGUUCGGCUGCGACCUGGGAGAACACCUUCUCAACUCAGGACAUGAUGUGCCCCAGGUCCUCAAGAGCUGCACUGAGUUCAUCGAGAAGCAUGGUGUGGUGGACGGCAUCUACCGCCUGUCCGGAAUUGCCUCAAAUAUCCAGAAAUUGCGGCAUGAGUUUGACUCAGAGCAGAUCCCUGACCUGACCAAAGAUGUUUAUAUCCAAGACAUCCACUGUGUUGGCUCGCUGUGUAAGCUCUACUUCAGAGAGCUGCCCAACCCCCUGCUUACCUACCAGCUCUAUGAGAAAUUCUCUGAUGCUGUAUCAGCAGCAACAGACGAAGAACGACUCAUUAAAAUCCAUGACGUCAUCCAGCAGCUUCCUCCACCGCAUUACAGGACCCUGGAGUUCCUCAUGAGGCACCUUUCCCGCCUGGCGGCGUUCAGCUACAUCACCAAUAUGCACAGUAAGAACCUGGCCAUCGUCUGGGCACCCAACCUACUGAGGUCUAAACAGAUUGAAUCUGCGUGCUUCAGCGGCACGGCAGCCUUCAUGGAAGUCCGAAUCCAGUCAGUGGUGGUGGAGUUUAUCCUCAACCAUGUGGAUGUUCUCUUCAGCACUAAACUUAGCUCACUAAUCCGAGAGGGAGCAGGUCACAACUCAUUGUCACGGCCCAAAUCCCUGCUGGUUUCAUCACCCUCUACCAAACUCCUGAGCCUUGAGGAGGCCCAGGCCAGGACCCAGGCUCAGAUCAACUCUCCAGUUACUGAAGACAGCAAGUACAUUGAGGUGGGCGAAGGCCCGGCUGCCCUGCAGGGCAAGUUCCACACUGUCAUCGAGUUUCCGACUGAGAGGAAGAGGCCUCCUAUUAAGUCCAAGAAGUCUCCUGUUGGUAGUUGGCGUUCUUUCUUCAACCUGGGCAAAUCUUCCUCCAUGUCCAAGCGCAAGCUACACCGCAACCCCAGUGAGCCCAAUGAACUCAAGGCCAUGGCUCUUGCUGGAGGCAGAGGAGACACAGCAACUUUAAGAUCAGCCAAAAGUGAAGAGUCACUAAGUUCCCUGCACAAUGUUGAAGGAGAGUCCAAGGUGUACCGUCCUCGGCGGCCACGCUCCAGCAGCGAUGCCCUGUCAGCCUCAUUUAAUGGUGAGCUGCUGGACAGCCGGCAGCACUGCAACUCCUACGACAACCUGGACGCCACAGAGGACAGCGACGGAGACGACGGACCCAUCUGUGUGCCUGCCCUCAUCUCACCUCCCCGCUCAGCUGGUGAAGAAGUGGACCUCAGCCCGCCAGACAUUGGCAUGGCCUCCUUGGACUUUGACCCUAUGUCUUUCCAGUGCAGUCUCCCAGACACCUCCUAUGCCUUCCCACUUGACGACUCACCAGCUGGGGCAGAGGGCUCUAUGUUAAAGAGGAGCCCUGGCAGUGUCUGUGGCAAGACCAAUGGCUCUGACCUCAUCUCUGCCACCUUCCUGGGCAGCUUGACGUCCCCCUUGUUGUCCACAGACUUCAGCCGGGCUGCUGGAGAGAAGGUGGAAAGCAAGAAACUGACCACAUCCUAUUCUUACACUGAUAAACCCACACAGGCUGUGUCACCUAUUAAAUGUGGAAAGACCACUAGUUUGACACCAUUUGCCACUUCAGAGCUUUUCUCUACAGAGACGCCUGACAAGAAUACAGCUGGACAGGUUGUGUCUCCACAACCAUUAUCUCCUCCUUCAGUAGCCAAAGACUCUCCCCCACUGAUGGGCAGCGUGUUGCUGAGGGCAGCCGAGCCGUCACUAAGUGAAGCUUUCCAAAUAGAGCUGCACUCGAAGCUGACAACCUUUGACAGUGUGGACAGUCAAGAGCUGAAGGGAGAGGACAGUGGACAGCAGCCACCAGCUGCCAGCAGCCAAGAGCACCAGGGAGUCAUAGCUCCGGACUCUUCAAAGGACCUCACCCCUCGUUCCUUCAGCUCUACAGUUCCCACUUCUGCCCAUCCUCCUCCUCCCCCUCCUAAAAAUGCUGCCCGCAUGUUGGCCCUGGCCCUCGCCGAGUCUGCCCAACAGGUCUCCAUUCAGUCUCAGUCGCGGUCUUCUGAGCCCCCUGCACCAGUGUCCCCACUUCAGCCACAGGAGGCCUCUAACUUCCAGGAUGCACAUUUCCAGACUUCCUCAGAGGUGGGAGCAGGGAGAGGAAGUUCCCCACCACCUAACAGCACUGCUUUGACUCUCACCCCGGCUUCAUCUUAUCCCUCCACUUUCAGUCCUACAAUCAACCAGCAGCCACCAGAGUUAACCAGCACGAUUACCAAGCUUUCAGACAGUGCCAAGUCCUCUACUACUCCACCUGGUCCCCAGCCUGAAACAGACUCCACUCCACCAGACAGUCCUCGUUACAAUUGUGCCCCACUUCCCAGCUCAAUCAGCCUGACUUCUCCAAUCAGAAAAAGUCCAGAAAGACAGCAGGCUGCCACAAGACAGAUCCCAGUCUGUACCAACUCCUCCAGUAACAGUCCAGCCACCACCCCCAGCGGCAGCUGCAAAGACAUGGGAGUCUUACCACAGCCUGUAACUGAGGUCAAACCAGAGGAGAAUGCACCACCCCCAGUUCUUCCAAAACCCUUGGAGCGGCCCCCUCCAGCAACUCAAAAGCCCAAAAGGCAGGCUGUCUCACUGUCCCAGCAUCAAACUCCAACUCAACAGCAGAGCCAAGCUCAGACACAGCCUCAUCUUCCAACCCAGCUUCAACCUCAUACACUGCCACAUCCACACUCUCAUCUGUCAUCACAGCCUCACACACAAUCACAGACACAGGUCCAGUCCCACCCCCAUAUCCAACCUCAGCCCCUUCCGAAGGCUAGUGCAAGAGUGGCCCCCACCUCUGCUGAGCCUGUGGAGAAGCCUUGGGAGGCCAUAAAGCCAGUACAGCCCUGCAUAGAGUCUGCAAAGUACCACGACUCGUACGGACCCGCACCUCCAGCCCCUCCUGUCCGCACCAUAGAAAGCAAACUGGCCACAGCAGCACUCAGCCAAAGUGAUGCCUCCUACCAUAUCCUGGCUGAAGGCCCUGCACCUGGCCCUCUGGAGGACGCUCUGCCUCACCAUCCUCUUUCUCCUCGUAAAUCUUCCACACACCAGCCACCCUACCUGUACCAUGCCAAAGGAGAGCCAGUCUUAAUUGAGCCCCCAGGAGCUGCAUACUACCACCAGAGGCCUGUUCCUCUAGGCCCACAAUCCAUGCCACACCACUACCGGCCAGACAGUGUCCCUCCACACCUCUCCUUUGUGUCCAAAUCUGAGCCUCAGAUACCCUACAUUGCUCGAGUAGACAACAGAUACAGCACUUUAGGCCCCAGGUCCUACCACCACUCAAUAAAGUCCAGAGGAAACAGCCGCAGUGUGUACGUGUCUCCAGGGCCAGGCCAUCAGGGUUAUAGCCAUGACAGAACACAUGGCUAUCCCACCAUCCGCAGAGUGCACUCACUCCAUGUUCCUUCCACUAUCCGCUCAGUGCCCAUCCAAAGGACUGAAGUUCCUCCAGAUGAUGAUAUGUUCUUCUACCACCGCUCCAUGUACCAGUGCAAAGCCUACCAGCAACCCACGCAGCAGUCUUCACAAGCCGACUACCACGUCACCCAACUGCAGCCUUACUUUGAGAAUGGACGGGUUCAGUACCGCUACAGCCCAUACUCCGGUUCAAGCCCUUUAGAGGCACCCUUCUAUGAUAUUGACCCCUAUGGCACCAUCCGAGUCCGGCACCUCCACUCCUUUGCCCGAGAUCCGGGAGCUGCUGCUGGCCGAGCAGGUGGAAAGGCGUCUGGAUAUCACUACCUCGCUCGUCAUGUUCUUCCACCUGGGAAAGAGCACAGUUUUGUGAGCAGAGACAUGCCCCCCGGUCAUGGAAACAAGGAAGCUGCUGCUUAUCUCGCUUGGGACCCAGAGGAGUCAGAAAGGCUCCGCAUGCACUCCAUUCGCAGGGAGAGCAGGGCGAGACAGAAGAUUAAAGGUCCUGUCCUCUCUCAGUAUGAUAAUGUCGGAUUGUUUGCACCAGCAGAUUUAUCAGGCUAUGAAACCAUGCACCUGCGCAGUAAAUCUGACCCAGGUAAAGCUGUGCUGGUUGCAGCCGAGAGCAAAGAUGGGCGCUACCUCCCUAGACAUAUGGUGUCAGACCCUGACGUCCUCAUGUACAUGGAGACUGACAAGCAUGUCCAGGGCAGCGCAGCAGCGGACAAGUCAGAUGGGCUCGCCAAGCAAAGCAGUUCCAAGAAAUGCCAAUCCUCUCACUCCCUUCCAGCCACUCUGAGCCACAGUCUCUCACAUCAGCAGGAGAGCGGCCGACACGAGACUGGAGACGACAAACAGGGUGGAGACAGCAGCAGGUCCAAACACUGGCAGCAGGAGUAUCCCAACAAGAGGAAUUUCCAGCCGCGUUACGAGUGUCCCGAUUCUGCCCAUCACCAGAGCAAAGUCAAAACAUCAAGCAGCUACCACAAUACAGAUGAGCAGCCAGCAGCCCCCAGGGAACAACUUGCCCGCUCCAAACCCGAGCGGUCACACAGCAUCCAAGAGCAGCAGCACUACAGCCAGGGGAAGCCUGAACUGGACAGAGACUACUCAUAUCAGAAACACAGCACUAAAAUGGUGCAGUCCCACUAUGAUAACUUGGACGAUUACCACCCAGUACCUCAGCCUCAGGCCCCUGUUCAAAAACGUGGAGGCUCCAGCUCGUAUCCCGCCUCAGGAUUCACAGCGAGCCACAACAACAGAGCAUACUCCACAGCACUGGGCCAGGGAGCCUUUAUCCAGACUGACCUGGCCAUGCAGAGGCCAGAGACAGAGAUCCGUACAGAUUGAAGCAUUUGGGGGGGAAAUGUGUGAACUUAUCUUUGCUGAGUAGAAGAAAGACUCUGUUGAGCUACGGUUGAGCAGCCUCUGCAGGACAGUGGACUGUUGUAUCACCAAUAUUUUUGCUCUUCUGUAUUUUUAAUAAAUUGUAAAGGAAAUUGUAAAAAUUUUUACAGAAAGUCCUGAAUGUACCUGAAAUUACUGUCCAAGAGGUCAUAUUAUUGUGAUUGAUUGAGACAGUAGCCAGUCAUAAAUGUAUAUGAUAUGAAAGACAAAAGGUACAUUUACAGGAUCUACAAAAAUGUAAAAUAUAUAUACUAUAUAUGAAUAGAAUCACUAGUAAAAAGGGAUUUUUAGUUGUAUUUUGUUUUUCUUUUAGGUGUGGCGCUGGGUAUGAGCAUCAACUGGGAUUAAGGUUUGCAUUUUAGAAAUGCAUGCACUCUCUUACAGAACAGUUCUGUGUACUUCACUCUCCAUUGUGUUUUUCAGGAUGUUACAGCACAAGUAACUGAAGGAGGAUACGUGUAGGUCAUCACGCCCUCCCUCUGCUAAUAUGUAUACGAGCAGGUACGGCGUCGAUGUUUGUCUUGAAGAAGCCGUCUGGGUGUGAGGUUUGACAAAGAGCUGCAAUGGGCUACUUUCAGUUAGUGAUUUUCAAUGUCGAAUUUUCUCUGUGACUGUGCCAUUUCAUGAAACCUUGAAACAGAGUUCAGUGACUUCUAAGGGAAUGUUUUGGUACUGAAUUGGAAGAGGGACCAAACAACUUGGCGCAGUUGUUGCACAUAUGGGAUAAAGAGGUGAAGAUGGACGAAUGCCUGUUUACCUCUUAGAUGUGUAAGCAGAUGUGUAAGAGGUUCUUUUUAUUUCCUUCUUUUCAUUGCAUUUAUGGUACUUUCAUGAACUGGACUGACCGAAUAAAGCUGAAAACAUUGUCCUCUCAAACAACGUGGUGAAGAACAUGUUGCCACUGCCUUGUGGGAGGAACAACGUGGUGAUGAGCCUUACAUUUUGUUCCUACACACCAUAUUUUGUUUGCUGUCAUUCUCAAAUCCAUUCCAUAAUGCACAAACAUUAUGAUAUCUAGAUUUAAGAUCACUUUUGAUGAUUCUUGACCGUUCAGGGUUGACAGGAGACCUGAUGGGGUUAUUUUGUAUCGCCUCACUGGUUCCCAAUUUAAAACAACAAGGGAGGGAAAUGUUUUUCUAAAGAUAUCUGGGGCCAUGUAUUUUCAGGCUGGAAAUCCAUGUAUAGUACAUUCAUCUGGUAUUAUACUACAUGACCUUUUGGUUGACAAUAAUGUAUGGAUUACUAUAUGUGUAAAAUAUGUCCAAAUCCAGGUUGUACUCUGUAACUGUUUGACUUCUAUAUCGCUUGCAGGUUGCUCCUCUUGCCUUAUCUAAAGCCUCUACCUUUUCAGAUGAGGCAUUGAAGUAAGGCACUGUGUACUUGAAUGUGAAAACACUCUUGUCUCAAACUAGAGGUAUCUAAAGUUAGAUAUGAAAUAAAUAAAACUGUU
This is a messenger RNA of Chelmon rostratus (copperband butterflyfish), 7594 nucleotides long. RefSeq names its product Rho GTPase activating protein 32b (gene arhgap32b). The record is from RefSeq and is a predicted model, not a curated record. Gene Ontology annotation, biological process: small GTPase-mediated signal transduction. The transcript is spliced from 23 exons. Gene Ontology annotation, molecular function: GTPase activator activity; protein binding; phosphatidylinositol phosphate binding. NCBI's taxonomy places the organism in Eukaryota, Metazoa, Chordata, Actinopteri, Chaetodontiformes, Chaetodontidae. Gene Ontology annotation, cellular component: Golgi apparatus; fibrillar center; nucleoplasm. Bases 184 to 6087 code for a protein of 1967 amino acids.